UACAUCUCAGCCAUUGACAGCUGACUGGUUGGGAUCUAAUUGCUCUGAAGUGAGGUCAGCAACAGGCAUUUAUCUAAGCAGGGUGCACAAAAGGAAGAUGCAGAGAGUCAGCUUGCCAGAAACAGGGAAGUCUAGAUGAGGACUGACAGCAGAUCCUACCUCCUGCUUGGCCUUAUUUCAUCAAUGAACUGGGGUUACCUUUUAAACUAGAGUCUCAGACCCAAAGAGCCUGGAGAAAGUGCCUUUGUCUGACAGCACUUAGAACACAGCGACGACCAGCACAACGGUCCCUUAUCUGGAUAAUUACAUAGCUUGUUGGACUAUCAUCUCAAGUGGAUCAAGCAGUUGAUGAGCUCUGGAUGUGUGCAACAAUACAACAACAUCCACUUUCUGCAAGCUAUUUUCUUCAUGAAACUACUGACCUUUGAACCCAGCCCAGCCGUUAAAAUUCUCCCUCCCGACUGUGCUGUUAAACAUCCUGCCAGGAGUCCGUGGAACUAGGGCCUAAAGCUUACAAAGCAGGGGUCAGGAGGUUGCUGGAUUGAGGAACAGCGCUCAGCUCUUGAGCUUGCUUUCAGCAUGUUUUUCAUUGAUCCCCAAAGCAUUGCAUUAUAAUGCGCAAAUGGAUGCUGACCUGGAACCUUCAAAAUCUGUUAUCAGGACUCUACCUGCAUGCAAUCUUUCUGUUUGGCAGUGUGUGUGUGGUCUACAGUGACUGCACCCCCGAGCAACGUGCCGCCAUCAUGAACUGCUCUAAACAUGAGCGCCACACAAGGAACUAUGAUUACAUGGAGGGAGGAGAUGUGCGUAUUCGACAGCUGUUCAGCCGCACACAGUGGUUCCUCACGAUUGAUGACUCUGGCAACAUUACAGGAACUCAGGAUCCUACCAACUGCUACAGUAUCCUGGAGAUCAGAACGGUUUCUGAGGGCCCCAAACUGGCCAUCAAAACUAUAAAGAGCCAGUAUUAUAUAUGUAUGAACAAGAAAGGAAAGCUGCAAGCCAAGAGGGCCUACAGUAAGAACUGCGACUUUACAGAGAGUUUCCUAGAGAACCACUACAAUGCCUAUUCCUCUGCAGAGUGGACUGCUAAAGAAAUGUUCAUAGCUUUGUCUCAGAGGGGAAGGCCAAUGAAAGGGAAUAGGACCAAGAAGUCACACAAGGCGUCUCACUUCAUCCCAAUGAAAUGCUUGGACGAGGAGAGGAGAGUGGAGUGAACAAACUUUGUCGCCAACAGUUUGAAUGAACUCAUUAAUAUGUAUAUCAGAUCAGACACCUGUAGUCUUCAUUCUCUCGUUACCGGCAUCACUCUCCAUUGUUCUAAUAUACAGUAAUAUUAAUAACUGAUGAUGUAUCAUAAACUACUACAAUCUUCAUCAUGCAAGAUACUGAGACUAGAAGCAUGACAAAAGUUUUUUUUAAGUUUAUAUAUAUAUAUAUAUAUAUAUAUAUAAACAGAAGUAUUUUCUUACCAAACUAUGAAAUGAUUUGCAUACAGUACAGUCUGGACUGUAUUAUUUACCACCAAGCUGCCGGAUGUGAUAUAUUUAAUAAAAACCAAAGUCAAAGGGGAAAGUUGGUUUGAUCAAGAAGUGCAAAGGCAAGCUGGGCUUGUCUAGAUCUUCCACUACCAUAUACAUCCAUGAAAUUUGAAUAAACAGAAGUAAGUAAAGCUAAUGUGAAUGAUGUGUGUGUGUGAGACCCAUUUGUCUUUUCUGCAUUGACUGGUCAAAUACACUGUAGCUGCUUGCUGAUUCCCUUUUAAUAUCAAGAUGUUAUUUUGAAAUGCUUUGCUGCUGCUGAACAGAUAUUGAGACAUAAAUACAGUAGAAAAUAAAUAGCAAAAUAUAGAACAUUACAUUUCUCAGAUGUCUACACUUGUAGAUAUUUAUCUGUAAAAGAAUUACAUUUACUUUCUUUGGAGACAUCCCUAUUAUACUUAAUUAUGUUUGGAAAUCUACUCACAACUUCAGUAUCUGAAACUAAUUUCACGAAGAUUAGUUUGGAAAUCUACUCACAACUUCAGUAUCUGAAACUAAUUUCACGAAGAUUAGUAGAAGAGUUCUGGCAGCACUUGCAGGAUUUUUCAUGACUUGCUCUAAUUCUUUUCCUUUCUGUUAGGCAGAUAUAGGCUUCUUUACUUAAAAACAAAAAAAUUCCACUUGGAUAAUUUACGCUGAAGAGAAGCUUCACUUUUCAGGUUUUUUUCUCCACUAGAGGGUAUAAUAAACCUCUAAAUUAAGUCAUGUGGCCAUGCUUUUAAAACGUCCUUAGUUAACUUGUCAACAAGACAUCGGACUGAAACAGAAACACAUAGCUAUACAUAAUAUGUUGCUUGGAACAUCUUCUCCAUUGCUUUUGCCCGAUUGCCUGUGAACCUUAUGAACCUGGCCUUUAUCCUGCCAUAAACAGAACUGAAAUUAGGCCUAGAAGGCUCUAGGGGAACUUGAAGACAGAGGUGGUGUCGCUUAUAUACUGUGAUAAAAUUCAUAAUUAUUUAUUCUGUUUAUUAUCUAGAAAAAUGUAUUUAUUCAAACCUUUUGCAUGUUUGUACUAGCCACUGUGAUAUACCCAUACUUAUAAAAGAGGUCUGAUCUGUUAUUUGCUGUGAUGUAAAUCUUAUAGCAAAAACUAUUUUGGUAACCUAAUGUACUCUAACUCAUCAAUUUGAAUUAUCCUCUUGAGAAAACCUAUAGCAAUACCGAUGUAUCACAUUGAAAUGCUUAUUUUGUUUUUUUCAGAUGAUUACUUGCAUGUUGCAAAUAAAUAUUUGGGAAGA
Molecule: messenger RNA, 2779 nt
Organism: Cyprinodon tularosa
Lineage: Eukaryota; Metazoa; Chordata; Actinopteri; Cyprinodontiformes; Cyprinodontidae
Gene: fgf7
Product: fibroblast growth factor 7
Exons: 4
Coding region: 615-1217 (200 amino acids)
Biological process (GO): positive chemotaxis; positive regulation of epithelial cell proliferation; animal organ morphogenesis
Cellular component (GO): cytoplasm
Molecular function (GO): growth factor activity; type 2 fibroblast growth factor receptor binding
Source: RefSeq, a predicted model, not a curated record